Molecule: messenger RNA, 2103 nt
Organism: Priceomyces carsonii
Lineage: Eukaryota; Fungi; Ascomycota; Pichiomycetes; Serinales; Debaryomycetaceae
Gene: PTR3
Product: Ptr3p
Exons: 1
Coding region: 1-2103 (700 amino acids)
Molecular function (GO): protein binding
Source: RefSeq, a predicted model, not a curated record
AUGGAGAAACUUAAAGUUUCAUCAUUGGAGGCUUUGCUUCGAUUUCAAAAUAAUCGUUACGAUGAUGCGAUUGUAGCAGACGCUUCUGUGUUGAGCUGUGGUUGUUUAGUUUCGGAGUCUGCUUUCAUAUCAUCGUCGAGCCAUACCUGUCCACAGGGACACCAAGAUGUACACCUUUUAAGAGAAAUCAAGCCAUUGAGAGAACUCUAUCAAAUAGUCCAGCAGCUUAAUACUCAAAUGAGCACGACACUGGGGAGACGUAGGAGAUCUUCAUCUAAGAAAAGCUUUACUAUUGGGGGAGAGAAACCUGAAUCUCAGGAUCUAAUCAGUUUAUUUUAUAAAUUGGCAAAAGAGGAGUCCAACGUAAACAAUGAUUCAAAGAAAGCAAUAAUGGAUCUGUCAUCGAUACAACCGAUUGACAUUGGGACAAGAAAUGAACAAGAUUCUCCACUGGAGGCCAUAUCAUUCUCCCCAGAACAAUACUACAUGCAAAAUCUUGAUGGAGAAGCUCAGAAAGAAGACUACGAAACCACUGUUGAAAAAAGAAUAUUGAAAAAUUUGAAUGAGAAAAAGGAGUAUAACUUCAGUAAAUGCUUUCCUUUUUACAGAAAGUAUUCUAGCUAUCCUACACUGGCUUUCAAGUCCAGCUUUUCUUCCAUAGCAAUCCCUUUCAAGCUGAACUCAGUAUUGAAAAAGAGUUCAAGAUACAUAGGCAGUCACAUCCACACCUACACUGAUUUCGAUACUGACACGGAGAUAACAAGGUUUGUGUUAAUAAGUGAAAAGAGAUGGGAAUUAUAUCAAUACCAAAGCUCGUUGGAUGAUUCCCUGAAUUCAAAUAGCCGGCCAGUAUUGUUGUGUUGCGGAAAGCUGACAGGCGAAUACGGAACAACCACUAAUAGUAUGACAGGAGAAAAUCCCUCCGACGAAAUUAUAAUCAAGAAUGAUUUUAAUCAAAGUUUAAGUAAUAGCACAUCUAACGAGGACGUUAAAAAGAAAUUGCAACAAUGGGGAUUUCUCUAUUGUAAGCUCUCCAGCAAUUACUUGGCUAUAGCCGGAACUAAAGGAAUAUUGAGAGUUUUUUAUGUAGGUUUCUCUUCAAAGUAUUCUUUGGGAAGACCGCUUUAUACUUAUUCCACAAACUUUCCUAUAAGAUGCAUAGCUAUAGCUCCGAAUGAAACCUUAGUAGCAUGCGGAGUGACAGCAAAAGAGCGACUUUCUGGUAAAGAACAACCCUUUAUCAUCUUACAAAAAUUGUGCUCGAAUUUCGAAAAGAAAAUCACUAGCGUUGAGCGCUUCACAAUUACAAUGCCCAAUAGAGACCCGAUAAAAUUAAUUGAUUUUAACUCAAGCUCAACUCACUUGCUUUCCUGUACUAGUUGGGAGUCACGGUAUUCGAUAAUCAGAUUAAAAGACUACUCGGACAAUUAUAGAAAGCCUAGAUUAAUAUGGACUGAUGCUGAUUAUUUCAAGAAUACAAGAAGACAUAAGUCUGAAAAUGAUUCCGAUGAUAUCGAUGAUACUAGCGAUGAUGAUGAUCAACUGAUGAUUAAUGAAGGUGUGACAGAUAUACACUUUGGAUAUUCCAACACGAUCGUUUUGGCUUCCUGCUCUUUGAAAAACAAACCACCAGUGAUAAUUAAACUAUAUGGAGCAUUCCUAAACUCUAAGAGAAGGCGCUCAUCGCUAUCAGAUGCGCUCAGCAUACAAAACAGCACUAACAGUAAAGAAGAAGAGGGGUUUACGAAUAUACAGUCAUCAGAUAUUCUCAUGAAAAUUCCUGAAGUUGGCUCAUUGAUACAUAAGUUAUGUGUUUCACCUCGAGGCGAUGGAAUUGUAUUUCUAAGCAAAGACGGUUCUCUUUACUUGGUUUCCACACCUAAUUUGCAAUCCAACUCAACCUCAUCCAAAAGGAUUGUCGUACUACUCGGCGAGGUCGCUGGUGCUGAGAAAUUUCACGAGAGUGCAUCCAUUAAAUUCUCGUCAGAUGGUGGUAAGGUUUUCGCAGUCGAUCGAAAAGGGCUAUUUUCUGUAUUUGAUUUCACCAAAGGAAUGCCAGGAGUUGAUUCUGAUAUCUUCAAAUGUAAGAUAAUAACUGUUUAG